ACGCGGCACGCAAUGAGAGGAGCACUGCAGUUACUACUUUUUGUUGGUACAGUCACUCUGGUGGCCAGCAAGCUACAUGAGUCCCCUUACGUUACCGAAUGCUUUGAUGGGCACUACAACUUCAGAGGCGUCUGCUUCCAAUGCACUCCAUGUGGUGACUUCAUGUACGAGCUAGCAAAAUGCACGGAUACUUCAAACACAGUUUGUGGAUGGUGUGGAAACAAACCAAACUUGGACAAAAUUUCUGAUGAAGUGCUUGUCUCUUACCAAACCAAGUGUCUUAUGUCUAGCCUAGAUUUCAUCGGGAUGACCAAACUGAAAGACGAGCUUGUCAAUGUUUUUGAUGAUGAAAAGGAUAGUGAGGAGGUAGAAGAGUUACCAAUUAAAGAUAAUUUCAUCAAAGGUGAAAAUCUUGAGAUGAUUGAUUCAAAUGAGAUCAACUACGAUAUGGCGAGAAACAGUUUAGAAGAUGUGUACGAUAGUCAAGAGCACCAGCUACCAGACCCGACUUAUGAAGAAGGAGAUGAUUCAAGUUCUUCGGAAGAAAUUGGCGAAGAGGAGAAGACUGAUGAAAAUGAGAUUGGAAGCGAAAUUGUUUCGGAAAAAGUCAAAGCUUACAUGAUUGAAAAAAGUGAAAAAGUUCCGUCUUCUGUUAAAAUUGCGAAAGGAAAAACUACAAUUGUUUCUCAUGAGGAAGCCGAGGCCACAUUCCGAGAGAUUGAAGCCCUACCAAACCCUGUGCGCAAAAUCAACCAAGACGAUUAUGACUCCUCUGAAGAGUCAAACGAGCGUGAAAUCAAGUGGGACAAUUGGGUUGAUGAUCAAGUGAAACCAAUCAGAACGAACGUCGAAGUUGUCGAAGCCGAGGAGAUUGAGGAAUUUGACCAGCUCAUCGCAAAGUCGCUCAAAAAUAGAAGAAAGAUCUUGAAUGAUGAGACAGAAAGCUCACCACUAUUCAUUAAAAACUUGGGUUCAGUCUUUGUCAUCUGUAUGGGAAUGAUCAUUGUUGUCACUAUUCUCUCUAUCACAUAUGCUUUGAUGCGUGCGGAAAGAAAGGAAUUCUUGGGCGUCCCCACCGACUCGCAGGACUAUCAUAUGAUCAUUGAUUCCAGCAAUUAUAUCGAGAAGCUUGAAAGCAAGGAAAAACAGGCCAGCCGUCACGUUCAUGUCAACCCAGUUUUCGAUGUUUGAUUAAUUUUAUCUUCUCCGUGAGAAUUAUGAGAAUUAUCUGUUUGUAUAUUUAAUCUUCUUUAUUUUUUUAUUUUUGUAUUUUUUAAAUGUGCAUCCGCAUUUUCCAUUUCAUUUCUUUUUACGUUCUGAAAUAGUAAAUUUAAAAUUUAUGGGAAGAAUGUAUCUUUGAUAAAACCUUUAUUCC
Messenger RNA from Caenorhabditis elegans, 1375 nucleotides. It is a transcript of the gene T02C5.1, whose product is annotated as TNFR-Cys domain-containing protein. Bases 13 to 1191 code for a protein of 392 amino acids. Lineage: Eukaryota; Metazoa; Nematoda; Chromadorea; Rhabditida; Rhabditidae. The transcript has 10 exons. The record is from RefSeq and is marked reviewed.